Chrysoperla carnea is the source of this 3761-nucleotide messenger RNA. RefSeq names its product proteoglycan 4 (gene Tab2). NCBI's taxonomy places the organism in Eukaryota, Metazoa, Arthropoda, Insecta, Neuroptera, Chrysopidae. The transcript is spliced from 4 exons. The record is from RefSeq and is a predicted model, not a curated record. Gene Ontology annotation, molecular function: ubiquitin binding. Bases 315 to 2702 code for a protein of 795 amino acids.
UGUGAUAAACAAAAAAAAAGUGUAAUUUAAGUAAAAAUUACUUAAGUGAUAUUUACUUUAAUCUUGUACAAAGUGUUCGAAAAAAAUAAUGUGAUAACAUUUUGUUAAUUUUUGUUGUUAAUUAGUGAUUUAAUUAAAAAGAUUGCAUUUUAUUAGUUGUCUUUAAUGGAAUAAUCAAAAUAUCUCGUCUUAAUUGGUCUGAAAAGAAACUUUUUAUUUCACGAUAAUUUUCAACUACUCCCAAACAAUUUAAAGUUAAGUGUUGUUGCGGCACGAAAUGGCACUUGGUUCUACUGAAAAUCGUCUUUUUCUUCAUGAUGUCAUCAACAGCAACACCAAUCUCCAUCGACGAAGAUUAUCCCGAACAUGUAGCACAUCAUACAAACGACGAAGAAUCAACGCAACAACAAGAGAGUGGUUUAUGCGCAUGCUCUAACAUAUUAAUAAUGCAGUUAUUUCAUGAAUUAAAAGCAAAAUUUCCAACUGUUCCUGAUGACGUUGUUCGACAAUGCACCGAUAAAUAUUAUCAUGAUCGUGAUACAUGUAUUUCAGUAUUGAAUGCUGAACAAGAACGCAUCCCGCGUGGCCUUCCAUAUCCACCUGGGUUACAACAACAAUCAUUAGCAAUUCCACGCCCUCGUCCGCCUUCUACAUGUACAAAUUGUUGUUCACAUAAAAAUGUAGGAAAUUUAAAACGUGAUAAAUGUUUAAAUAAUAAUAUUGAUAAAUUAUUAGUUGAAACAAAAGAUAAGUUACAUAAAGUGAAUUUAGAAAGUGACUUAAAUGCAAAUAAUAAACAAAGUGUAAAAAAAAUGAAAAAUUCUAAGUUCUAUCUAACUGAAAAUAAUAAUAACAUUGAUACAUCACCUCCUAGUGCCGAUGAACGAAGAUCCUCUUCAGAGGAUCUAUUAAAUAAUAACACGAAAAACAUAAAAAAUAAAAAAUUUAACGGUAUUAAAAGUAAAGUUGGCAAAUAUGCUGGACGUUUAUCGAAAAAAUUAGAUUUUACAAAACAUAAAACUGUAAGUGACAAUAAUCCUGAAAUUCGAACCCAUUCUCCUGUUGAUUCGGAGGAUCAAAAUCGUAUCUCAGAUAAUCGAUUUAGUGGUGGAGAUUUGUCUGUAAAUUUAAAUAGUGGCACUGUAGGUUUUACCAUUCGAAAAGAUCCUUCAAACUUAAAUUGUGAUUCAAAAGUUAAAAGUCAAUCAAUGGAUUGUCUAAGUGUACCAAAAUCGGACGAUUUAAAAGAGAAAACUGCAUCGUUACAAGAUAUCAACACAGAAGAAAGACUGACCAAUCAUCAUCAUCAAACCUCCCUAGAAGAGAACACUUUCGAUGGGGAUACAAUUGAAAUGAUUCUUCCAAAAUCACCGUUUAGUUUAACAAAAAGUACUCGAGUAACAAAUUUUAAACCUGGUGAGAAAACUAAGCCACCGUUACCUGCCAAACCAAUAACACCAAAAAAACCAGAUCGAAAAAAAGUAUCCAAAGAAGUUCCACAAACCGAAAAUGAGACUGAAUCCACACCAGCAAAAAAUUUAAAUCAAAAACCUCCUCUACCAAAAAGACCCACAACAUUACCUGUUCUUCCAACCGCGUCACAAGUUCCUCCACCCUUACCUCCUACAAAUCCAACUAGUCCAUAUACUCCAAGCCCUACUAGUGUUAAUGUUUCACUGAAUGUAAAUGUUGAUGUAAUUCCACCAUCACCGACUCAAAGAACUGUGCUGAAUGUGAAUCCAGAAUUAGGAUGGUUACCAGAACAAUCUCCACGAAGUUUUACAUCUGUAAAUUUAACGCUACGCACUCCUACAUCAGAACCACAGGCACCUAUUGAUAUUGGCUCCUCAAAUGCGGGAUUAACUUACUCAUCAAGUUCAUUUGAUCCGCGUAAAGGAUUUCAAAGUAGUGUACAAAUUACUGUGGGUCCCGCAGGUAGAACGGUGUCAGCAAUACGUGCUCGCCCGCGAUCAAGCUAUACACCAGACAAUGAACAAUCUCCAAUUGAAUUAUCACCGCGGGCUGGGUCAUUACCGGAUAUUAUUACUCCUUCAAUUUCAAAUCUGAUAAAAAGACAGCUGGAACGUAAAGAGCGUUUGCGGUUGGAAUUAAUAGCGGAGAAGCGUAAAUUAGCAUUAAUGCAACAAGAAGUAAAUAGUUUAGAAGCAUUACCGCAACCAGUGCUAACAAAUACAUCGGCGUUAAGUGAAGAUAUUCGUAUUCGACGUGAAAUUCGACAUCUUCAGAUGCAAUGUAAACAGUUAGCGGAUGAAGUCGAUCGACGAUCGUAUUCGAGAGCUCCGUUAGGUGAAACAAGUGAAGAAUUUUAUCAAAACAUUUACACUGGGCAACAUUUUAUAUUAUCGGCAGCAGCGGCAUCUAGAAAUGCACAACGGCAACCUUCAUUUAAUAACAAUCGAAUAUCAGAUCCUCAAGAAGGUGGACCACCAUGGACAUGUCAUAUGUGUACGUUUAGCAAUCAUCCGUUACUUAGUAUAUGUGAACAAUGUGGCAUGAUACGACGUAUUAGACGAGGUACGUCUCCAAAUUCAGAGGCACUUAAUGAAUUAACAAUUCUCAGUAAAUUGGGAUAUCUACCAACUCCUCCUUCGGGCUCAUAUAAUAAUAAUAGUAAUAAUUCAAAUAAUAAUAAUGAAUUUUUAACAGGAAUUGAUACAGUUAGGAAUGUUUCAACUGCUUGAUAUAUGAUACACUGCCACCUUGAAAGUCCUAUUAUGCUCUUCAAAUUCCCAAUCAAUUUUUUUUUCUCACCUCCGUCUGCAGUUACUGUGUGCGGCAAAUAACGAGCGUAUUUUGUAUUUAGGGUUUUCAAAAUCGUCGGGUAUUAGACAUCCGGGAAACAUAACGCCGGGUUAGUGAGUGGGAUUUUGCUAUUACGUGGGAUUUAUUGAGUGGCAAUUUUUAGGAAAGUUUUUAUUAAUCUGUCUGAUUAAUAAGCAAUAAAAUUUUUAAUAAUAUAAUUGGCUCCAUGGUUUUGGAAAGCUGAAAGGUUGAUUCUACACAUAAAACACCUAACGUUAUGGUAUCUGGCGUGCACAGUACCAAUUUCUACGGAUCACAACCUCAGAUAUUGUUUCUCAACUUUCUAUCUCUCAAGUUUUGCGAGCCAUCUUACAACUUUCGAAAAACUGUAUCAACACUUUUAUUUUUCAAUCAUAUAUUCAGUCCUCAUUCAGGAAUGUGCAGACUUCAGCAGUGACUUUAUUUUCCAGCCUUCCGAUUCCUCAGAUAUUCUUAACCAAUAUAGUUUUAUUAUUAAGAAUUUUUUAAGUAUUACAAUAGCAACCAGGCGAGAUAUAUUUCGAGAUUAGUGUUAAUUGCAAUAGAAAAUUCUACGACAUCACUAUUAAGCUUUUCAAAAUAUAAUAAAAGUAGAGAUGCCAUGAAUACUGAUCAUUUUUUCAGUCACGCUCUGUGUCGAAGCGCUGAAUAUUCAAGUAAUAUGCAGUCUUCAAUCACAUCCCAAAUAUUAAAUGAAGUGGCUGAACAUUUCAAAUACUAGAAUACCAAAUAUUUGUGGUAUCUCUAAUAAUAAUAAAUAACAUUUUGAGUACCUGUAAAAACAAAAUUAAGCACUUUUCUAUUUCAGUAAACUUGACAAUAACUAAAAAAAGGUUUUAUUAAUUGGUCUCUAGGCUAUUUCAUAGACAUAAAGAGUUGGACAAUGUCUUAAAAUUGAGAGUAAUUAGGCAUGAAAUAACGAUAAUUGAAUUUUACAAUUUAUCAUUUUCAUUUUUUUA